Nelumbo nucifera (sacred lotus) is the source of this 1150-nucleotide messenger RNA. RefSeq names its product Bax inhibitor-1 family protein. Gene Ontology annotation, cellular component: membrane. Lineage: Eukaryota; Viridiplantae; Streptophyta; Magnoliopsida; Proteales; Nelumbonaceae. The record is from RefSeq and is a predicted model, not a curated record.
ACUCACUUCUCUCUCUACUACAUAAAUAUCUCCGACACUCUUCCUCACCUCCAUAAUUUUUCGUCGGUUCGAUUUGCUGGUGGAGCCGUCGACGUCGAGGGAUCUGGGAAAGGGAGGAGAGAGAUGUACGGGUUCACGAGCCUGAGCAAGGGAGACUUAGACUUAGAAUCUGGGACGCUUUACCCAGGUCUGAGUUAUGGGGAGAACGAGCUCCGAUGGGGUUUUAUUCGUAAGGUGUACGGGAUCCUCUCGGCUCAGGUCGUCCUCACCACGAUCGUCUCUUCUGCAACCGUUUUGUACUCUCCCAUCAAUGAACUUCUCAGAAGCAGCUCUGGUCUCUUGCUCUUCCUCACGUUCUUGCCCUUGAUACUUAUGUGGCCCUUGUAUGUAUAUCAGCAGAAGCAUCCAUUGAACCUCGUAUUCCUUGGACUUUUCACUGCAUCUCUUAGCAUCACCGUUGGGGUAGUAUGUGCAAAUACUGAAGGGAGAAUCGUACUUGAAGCGCUAAUUUUGACAUCAGCUGUAGUUUGUGCACUAACUGGCUACACUUUCUGGGCUUCCAAGAAGGGCAAGGAUUUCAGCUUUCUCGGGCCUAUUUUAUUUGCCAGCCUCCUUGUACUCGUCCUAACUGGGUUUAUCCAGAUGUUUUUCCCACUUGGGCCAACGUCGGUUGCCAUCUAUGGUGCGAUCGGUGCUAUGAUUUUCUCAGGUUAUCUUGUUUAUGAUACAGACAACCUGAUAAAGCGAUAUUCAUAUGAUGAGUACGUUUGGGCCUCUGCCGUUCUGUAUCUGGACAUCCUCAACCUGUUCCUUUCCAUAUUGCGUGUGCUGAGGGGCAUGCAGUCUGACUGAAAAGGCUGGCUCUAUUGUGUGCUGCAUUGAAGUUGGUCUCUGCCGGAACUACGUAGGGUAAGAUACCACCACACCUUCAACAAUUAUCAAUGUUAAUCUGAACUUGGCUUGGCUCGGCUCCCAUCUUCAUUGUUUUACCUUUACCUUUUUGUUCAUAUUCUAUUAUUAUAAAUUUACUUGGGCUCUGAUGUGUACUGUAUACAAAAAGUUUAUUGCGGAUAAGAGUUUGCCAUUUGCUCUUUUGUUUGCAGUUGUUUAUUUGAAACUUCAUCUGUAAAAUCUUUUCUAGUUUACUUCA